AUCGUUUUGGAAACGCUGUGUAAUGAUCUGUGUCCGUGCAACUGUUGCUCAUGGGGUUGACGUCACUUGACCUGUCACACACACACACACACAAGAGGAAGAGGGCAUUAGGGCAGCUCCUGCUUCUCUCUCGUCAACAAUCACAGUCAGCAGACUAGAUAGACUACAGCAGAGCAGCUCGAACUCAGAGCGACGCCACUUUCUUUUAGACACUCGUGAGAUUGUAAUAGCCUAUAUUUUAAAUUCAGUUUGUAAUCGAGAAGUGUGCAUAUAGUCACUAAAGUGGGUCAGUCGCGGUGUAGGAGUUGUUGAGUUGUUGUGCGACAAACCACCCAUGACCAAAGCGCAUGGAAUAUUGGAAUAAUUCUGCGUCGCACGAAUACACGUCGAACUGAAGCAGCGAGUUGGGAGUGCAUUUUGUCCAUCGAAAAUAAUUCCGUUCUAUAUUGGAGGUUACUUUUAUUGACUUUUCAAACCACUGAUAUUUCUUUGUCUGUUUCCCUUUGUUUUGGCUGUCUACACGACUGCUGGACUGGACACAGUCAUGCGCUCUCCGUCUCUCUAUUGUGACAUCGAGUUUCCAGCAUUUUUCCUAGGCUAUUUAUGGUUUAUUUGAAUAGGGACAGAUAUAAUCAAAUUGAUAUAGCGAAUAAACAAUUAUCUGAAACUUUGCACAGUGUGUAGGACCAUUUUCAACACAUGACCCUCGAUGGGAUUUUGGAAAGCUUUAUGAGACUGUAGAGGACUGGCUAGAACUUCUGUUUCACAGACGUUACCGGACUCCACACAGACCUUACAGGACUCCACACAGACCUUACAGGACUUCAUAUUUUGUGGACAACAGGACAGGAGCCAUCAUGGGUGUCAGGCAGAGUAGCCCCAUGGCUGAGAGUCGAACCCGGGCAUAUUCUAGCCCAGUCCCCUCCUCUGGAGGCAGCACUACCCCAGUGUUCAGAUACACAGCUGGGCCUGGUGGGCCCCAAAUUCACUACACCGGAUGGAACCGACCCAGCUCCUACCACCAGAUUAAUGUAACUCAUGGCGGGCGGAGCAGGACGGAUGUGUUCGGUAACAGUCUGGACCAGGAGGAGCCAGACUGGGAGAGAGGAGAACACCAGCUGAUGAUUGGCUCUCUACCACUUCACCUGUCCCCUAACCUACUGGGAGGGUUCCACUGUCCUGUGUGCAGUAAGUUUUUGGUGUCAGAUGAGAUGGAGAUCCACCUGAUCAUGUGUCUCACCAAGCCACGACUCGCCUACAACGAGGACGUUCUGGAGAAGGAUAGUGAGGAGUGUGCCAUCUGUCUAGACGAGAUGGAGCAGGGAGACACCAUCGCUAGACUGCCCUGUCUCUGUAUCUACCACAAAGGGUGUAUAGACGAGUGGUUUGAGGUGAAUCGUUCGUGUCCAGAGCACCCCUCGGAUUAAAGCUUCAGAUACCCACCGCAUGUCCACUAUCUACCUAGUUCAUCCAGAUGCUGGCCUAUGAAUCUACUUUACCUAGAUCUACUUCUUCAUGACAUGCUGGCCUAUGAAUCUACUUCAUCCAGAUCUACGUCCUCAUGACAUGCUGGCCUAUGAAUCUACUUUACCUAGAUCUACGUCCUCAUGACAUGCUGGCCUAUGAAUAUACUUUACCUAGAUCUACGUCUUCAUGACAUGCUGGCCUAUGAAUCUACUUUACCUAGAUCUACGUCUACAUGACAUGCUUGCCUAUGAAUCUACUUCAUCCAGAUCUACGUCCUCAUGACAUGCUGGCCUAUGAAUCUACUUCACCUAGAUCUACAGCUGACCUGCUGGUCUGUGAAUCUACUCUACUUAUAUCUACGUCUGACCAGUGUUUGAAGAAUGACGACGACUAGCCUGAAAAGUGCAGCCUACUCUUUUGCCUCACCAAGAUACCCCUAAUUUGCCUGGAAUGCUCAUUUAGAGAUGCUCACCAUAGACUUCAAUAGACUGGGCCAGGACCCGUCUUCUGAGAGUUGUACCUCAGCUGACUGACAAUGAAGACGCUGCUCAUGCUUAUAUAAGACACUGAUGAACGAUGACUUGAGGAACACGGUGGUGUAUGGACACACAGCGAGACUUCAUAUUCCUCUCAGAUCUACUCUAGUGGGUAGGGGUGGAUACCUUCAUUGUUAGUAUUACUGUAUUAUAACAAUGGAAUAAUGGGUUUGAUUUUAACGGUGUAGAAUGAGGGUAUUUAGACAGCCGUUUCUACUGUAGUAAGACACACGGUCUGAGUGCUGUGGCUGAAACAUGCAGUUAAUUCUGACCUUCAUUUGUACGUAUGUCAAUUAUGAAAUCGCAUGUUCUGUUGACCUUCAUUUUUAUUUCUGUGGUUGUGCAAAAUCAAUUUAAAGGUAGCAUACAGGGAAUUAAAACCUUUGAUUUACUCCAGACUUCACUGUGAUAUGUAUAUUUUGCAUAAGAGCUUGAAUUCAUUGAAUAAAGAACUAAAGCACAAAUCAGCUCCAGAAUAUGUACUGUAAAAAUAUAGUGAAUAUAUAUGUACACUAUCAUUAAUGUAUGUUUAAAUCAUGGGUGUUAGAUAUGUACUGUGUUUUAAUAUUACUGAAUCAGGACUUUCAGAGGUUUUAAGAAACUAAGAAUAAAAAUGUAUCAAAUUGA
This is a messenger RNA of Oncorhynchus mykiss (rainbow trout), 2630 nucleotides long. Its product is annotated as E3 ubiquitin-protein ligase znrf2. The record is from RefSeq and is a predicted model, not a curated record. Gene Ontology annotation, biological process: proteasome-mediated ubiquitin-dependent protein catabolic process; protein K48-linked ubiquitination. Gene Ontology annotation, cellular component: intracellular membrane-bounded organelle; cytoplasm; membrane. Gene Ontology annotation, molecular function: ubiquitin protein ligase activity. Lineage: Eukaryota; Metazoa; Chordata; Actinopteri; Salmoniformes; Salmonidae.